Dendrobium catenatum is the source of this 3709-nucleotide messenger RNA. RefSeq names its product pentatricopeptide repeat-containing protein At3g24000, mitochondrial. Lineage: Eukaryota; Viridiplantae; Streptophyta; Magnoliopsida; Asparagales; Orchidaceae. The record is from RefSeq and is a predicted model, not a curated record. Gene Ontology annotation, molecular function: RNA binding; zinc ion binding; protein binding. Gene Ontology annotation, biological process: RNA modification. The transcript has a single exon. The coding region runs from base 79 to 2808 and encodes 909 amino acids.
GCUGAACUCUCACCAUCGAUGCCAUAUGAAAGAACUCUCUGCUUUCAGUUCCAGAUCCUCCGCACUCUUGAGUCUUGAAUGAUAAGGCUCUCAUGGGCUCGCCGGAAAUUCCUUUCUCUCUCCCAAGUCUUCGUCCCGUUCUCUCAUUUCCACGAAGCCAUUGCCGGAGCAGCGGCCGAAGUUUCCCCCUGUCCGGCGAAGAAAUCGUACCUAGAUCUCACGCUCGAUCUAUCAGACGCCAUAAAAUUCUCUUCGAGAUUAUCAGAAAGUCAGAAGAUACACGCGCGCCUCAUCUUCACCGGUUUCAGUUCCUCUCUCUUCCUCCAGAACACUCUCCUCCACUCCUACUUCAGUUUCGGCGCAGUAGGCGAUGCACGUCGUCUCUUUGACACUAUUUCCUCUCCAAAUACAAUUACUUGCAACAUUAUGGUAACUGGCCUGUCCAAAUCAGGCAAUUUGGAAGAUGCCCGUCAGGUUUUUGACGAAAUGCCUGUGAGAGACGCCGCUUCCUGGAAUUCUUUAAUGACUGGUUAUUACAGUCAAGGGAAGUUCGAGGAAAGUAUAGAGAUUUUUGCUUCAAUGAUUUGCAACGCGCUUGAAAAGCUUGAUAUUUUCUCUUUGACCGUUUCCAUGAAAGCUGUUGGUGCUCUUCAGUGCUACGAAUUGAGCUUACGACUUCAUGUUCUUGCCAAAAAAUUGGGUUUUGAAAAUGCCUCUCAAGUUAAGAGGUCUCUUAUUGACAUGAAUAUUAAGUGUGGAGCUGCUGAUAUUGCUUCCAAGAUCUUUAAACAGAUUCAAAGCCCAGAUCUUUUCUGCUGGAAUAGUAUGAUUCUAUGCUAUAUGGAAUUGUAUGGAGUAGAACAUGCACUUAAGGUGUUCAACAGUAUGCCUGAAAGAGAUAUCAUUUCAUGGAAUACUGUGAUUUCAAUUCUGUCACAGCAGGGGCACUAUUGGGAAACAAUUUCCAUGAUUAUAAACAUGCAAGUUGAAGGCUACAGGCUUAGUUCAACAACAUACACAUGUGGCUUAACUGCAUGUGCAAAUUUUCCUCAUUUAGAUUGGGGAAAGCAUCUCCAUGCUGUAAUUUUGAAGUCAGAAGCUAUUAUUGAUGUAUUUGUUGGUAGCGCUCUCGUAGACAUGUAUGCAAAAUGUGGUCACUUGGAUACUGCAAGGAGAACUUUUGACUCCCUAUCUACCCAUAAUAUUGUUUCAUGGACUUCUCUUAUUGGUGGAUAUGCUCAAUUUGGCAAGGUUGAAGAAGCUGGAGAGUUGUUCAACAAAAUGAGAAGAGAACAAAUUUCGUUUGAUAAGUUCACUCUAUCGACGAUUAUAAGUGCUUGUUACAAUGGAACAGAUUCAGAUGUGCAUUUUGGUUGUCAGUUACAUUGCCUUUGUUUCAAAACUGGAUAUAGUCCAUCAACCCCAGUUUCGAAUGCUCUAUUAACAAUGUAUGCUAAAUGUGAAAGAAUUGAAAGUUCUGAAUCCAUAUUCAAGUCAAUGGCUUCAAGAGAUGUAGUAUCAUGGACUAGCAUGAUCACUGCAUAUGCUCAAUUUGGUAAUGUUGGUAAAGCUCGAGAAUUUUUCGAUUCUAUGUCGAAAAGGAAUGUCAUAACUUGGAAUGCCAUAUUUGGUGCUUAUAUGUUGAAUGAGCAGGAGGAAGAAGCUCUCAAACUGUUUAUUGUGAUGCUAAGAGAAGAUGAUGUGAGGCCAGACUGGGUUACAUUUGUUAGACUUUUGAGUGCUGCUGCUGACAUGGGAGCUCUAAAGAUUGGUACUCAAGUUAUAGCUCAUACCAUGAAAUUAGGAUUCAAUGACUCCAACACUUCAGUAGCUAAUGGGAUUAUCACAAUGUACUCGAAGAGUGGAAAGAUUGUCGAGGCUCGGCAAGUCUUCGAUUCUAUAACUAACAAGGAUCUGAUUUCCUGGAAUGCUUUGAUUACCGCCUAUGCUCAGCAUGGUCUAGGUAGGGAGGCAGUGAAGGCAUUUGAGAAAAUGUUGCUUGAGAGCAUUCAACCUGAUUAUAUAAGCUAUGUUGCAGUCCUUUCAGGUUGCAGUCAUUCAGGACUAGUAUCACAAGGGAAAUCUUACUUCGAGCGAAUGACCGGAAUCCAUGGCAUUGUCCCCGGAACAGAGCAUUUUGCUUGCAUGGUUGAUCUUCUCGGUCGAGCUGGGUUCCUGCAACAGGCAAAGGAGGUGAUAGUAAAUAUGCCCAUCGAACCUACCGCCGAGGUUUGGGGAGCUAUGCUUGGAGCUUGCAAGCUACAUAACAAUACUGAACUUGCAGAUUUUGCAGCCAAGCAUAUAUUUCAGUUAGAUUCAAAGGAUUCUGGCAGCUAUAUUCUGCUGGCAAAGCUGUAUGCCGAUGUGGGUAACUUCAAAAAUUCAGCUGGAGUGAGGAGACUUAUGAAGGAAAAAGGAAUAAGAAAGAAGCCUGGAUGUAGCUGGAUAGAAGUUGAUAAUAGGAUUCAUGCUUUCAUUGCAGAAGAUUUGAAUCAUCCACAGAUUAAUGAUAUUUUGAUAGUACUUGGAAAUCUGUUUGAGAGGAUCAAAGCUUUUGGGUAUGUGAAUCAAGACAGCUGUUCGAGAUCAACCAGACAUCAUAGUGAGAAACUAGCUAUGGCAUUUGGGCUAAUGAGCUUGCCUCCAUGGAUGCCAGUACAUAUCAUGAAGAACCUCCGCAUUUGUAGUGACUGUCAUUCUGUGAUAAAGUUGGUAUCAUUGAUCUGUAAAAGGGAAAUUGUGGUCAGGGAUGCAAUCAGGUUUCACCACUUCAAGGACGGGUCAUGCUCUUGUUGUGAAUACUGGUAAUAACUAGGGGUGUCAAUAUUUGACCCGACCUGGACCCGCACUGGAAAAUUCCGUGUUCGGGUCAACCCAUUUGACAUAUGGGUCGGGUUCGGGUUCGGUAAAUUGAACCCAUUUCAAAAGUCAGGUCAGAUUCGGGUUGACCCAAAAACCCAAAAAUCUGAAAAUGACUCGGGUUGACCCGUUUAACCUGGCCUACCGUUGGUCCGCUGUACGCGAUAUGCCUGUACCACGGGUACGCAACUCUGCUAGAUCUCCUUCUCCUCCAUGCGUUCGAUCUCCCCACUCGCCCUCCUCUCAUCCCGAGGCCGCCGACCGCCGCCUCUUCCACUAGCACAUAUCCUAAUUCUAUUCGUGGAUCCGUCGUCGCCUCCUACCACGACAUCUUCCAGACUUCCAUCAAGAAUGCGUCAAAUGACCUAGCCGCACGGCCUGAACUCACAUGCCACAACAACCCCAGGCCUAGCCUCCGGGGGUCAAGCCACGCCGUGCGGCCCACGCUCAACCCCGGCUUCACUGCGCUCUUCCAGGCUCUACCCGCACGCACAAGAUUGCAAACUUUUGUGUUCGUGUUUCGGGUCGGGUCAACCCGGAACCCAUGCGGGUCGGUCCGGGUUGAAUUUUCUGAAACGGGUCGGGUUAGGGUCAGCCCGUUUAUGCUCGGAUCAAUUCAUGUUUGACCUGAAUCCGACCCGCGGACCCAUUUUGACACCCCUAGUAAUAACAAAUAGGUAGCUUUGUUUUUAGGUAUUUACAACAUCAUUCCUGCAUCUCAUGGAGGUGUUUUAGAAAUUUUUAGAUUCUUUAUGAAUGAAUUUUUUUUUUUUCCGUGAUUAAGGAAAUUAGGAUACAUCAAGUUGGCCGUUAACUCUUCAACAAAGGGCAAAUAAAUUCUUAUUUGAAA